GCUUGGCGGCGGCGGCGGAGACGCGCGAGGACUCGGAGGUACCGGGCGCGCGCGGCUCCGGUGAGGGACGCCUCCGGCUCCGGCUGCUGCCUCGGCGCCCGCGCUUCGGUGCGCUCGGCCUCCGGGGCCCGCCGCGGAGCGCAGUCCGCGCGUCCGCCGUGCGUCCCCCGCCGCCUUCCCCGAGCCCCCGUGAUGGGAACGCGGGGCGCCCCGAGCUGCCCCCGCCGGCUGCCUCUGCUCAGCGUCCUGCUGCUGCCGCUGCUGGGAGGCGCCCAGGCAGCCAUCGUCUUCAUUAAGGAGCCGACCUCCCAGGAUGCCCUGCAGGGGCGCCGGGCGCUGCUCCGCUGUGAGGUCGAGGCCUCAGGCUCGGUGCACGUGUACUGGCUGCUGGACGGGGCCCCUGUCCAGGACACCGAGCGGCGUUUCGCCCAGGGCAGCAGCCUGAGCUUCGCGGCCGUGGACCGGCUGCAGGACUCGGGAGCCUUCCAGUGCGUGGCUCGGGACAAGGCCACCGGAGAGGAGGCCCGCAGUGCCAACGCCUCCUUCAACAUCAAAUGGAUUGAGACUGGCCCUGUGGUCCUGAAGCACCCGGCCUCGGAAGCUGAGAUCCAGCCCCAGACCCAGGUCACUCUGCGUUGUCACAUUGACGGGCACCCUCGGCCCACCUACCAGUGGUUCCGAGAUGGGAGCCCCCUCUCCGAGGGUCAGAGCAACCACACGGUCAGCAGCAAGGAGCGGAACCUGAGCCUCCGGCCGGCCAGCCCUGAGCACAGUGGCGUCUACUCCUGCUGUGCCCACAAUGCCUUUGGCCAGACCUGCAGCAGCCAGAACUUUACCUUGAGCAUUGCUGAUGAGAGCUUUGCCAGGGUGGUGCUCGCGCCCCAGGACGUGGUGGUGGCGAGGAACGAGGAGGCAAUGUUCCACUGUCAGUUCUCAGCCGAGCCACCCCCGAGCCUGCAGUGGGUCUUUGAGGAUGACACUCCCAUCACUAACCGCAGCCGCCCCCCCCACCUCCGCAGAGCCACCGUGUUUGCCAACGGGUCCCUGCUGCUGACCCAGGUCCGGCCGCGCAAUGCCGGGGUGUACCGCUGCAUAGGCCAGGGCCAGAGGGGCCCUCCCGUCGUCCUGGAGGCCACACUUCACCUGGCAGAAAUUGAAGACAUGCCUCCAUUUGAACCCCGGGUGUUCACAGCUGGCAGCGAGGAGCGUGUGGCCUGCCUGCCCCCCCAAGGUCUGCCGGAGCCCAUCAUGUGGUGGGAGCACGUAGGAGUCCGGCUGCCCACGCACGGCAGAGUCUACCAGAAGGGCCGCGAGCUGGUGUUCGCCAGUAUCGCCGAGAGUGAUGCCGGUGUCUACACCUGCCACGCAGCCAACCUGGCUGGUCAGCGGCGACAGGAUGUCAACAUCACCGUGGCCACUGUGCCCACGUGGCUGAAGAAGCCUGAGGACAGCCAGCUGGAGGAGGGCAAGCCAGGCUACUUGCAUUGCCUGACUCAGGCCACACCGAAGCCCACAGUCAUCUGGUACAGAAACCAGAUGCUCAUCUCGGAGGACUCUCGGUUCGAGGUCUCCAAGAACGGGACCUUGCGCAUCAACAGCGUGGAGGUGUACGAUGGGACCUGGUACCGCUGCGUGAGCAGCACCCCAGCUGGCAGCAUUGAGGCCCAAGCCCGUGUGCAAGUACUGGAAAAGCUCAAGUUCACACCACCACCCCGGCCGCAGCAGUGCAUGGAGUUUGACAAGGAGGCCACGGUGCCCUGCUCAGCCACAGGCAGAGAGAAGCCCACGAUUAAGUGGGUACGAGCAGAUGGGAGCAGCCUCCCAGAGUGGGUGACCGACAACGCGGGGACGCUGCACUUCUCCAGGGUGACCCGCGACGAUGCCGGCAACUACACUUGUAUCGCCUCCAACGGGCUGCAGGGCCAGAUCCGUGCCCACGUCCAGCUUACUGUGGCAGUUUUCAUCACCUUCAAGGUAGAGCCGGAGCGCACAACUGUGUACCAGGGCCACACAGCUCUGCUGCGGUGCGAGGCCCAGGGGGACCCCAAGCCGCUCAUCCAGUGGAAGGGCAAAGACCGCAUCCUGGACCCGACCAAGCUCGGACCUCGGAUGCACAUCUUCCAGAACGGCUCCCUGGUGAUCCAUGACGUGGCCCCCGAAGACUCGGGGCGCUACACCUGCAUUGCGGGCAACAGCUGCAACAUCAAGCACACGGAGGCCCCCCUCUUGGUCGUGGACAAGCCCCCGCAGGAGGAGUCCGAGGGCCCGGGCAGCCCUCCCCCCUACAAGAUGAUCCAGACCAUUGGGCUGUCGGUGGGCGCCGCCGUGGCCUACAUCAUUGCCGUCCUGGGCCUCAUGUUCUACUGCAAGAAGCGCUGCAAGGCGAAGCGGCUUCAGAAGCAGCCAGAGGGCGAGGAGCCAGAGAUGGAGUGCCUCAAUGGCGGGCCCUUGCAGAACGGGCAGCCCUCAGCGGAGAUCCAAGAGGAAGUGGCUUUGACCAGCUUGGGCUCUGGCCCCGCAGCCACCAACAAACGCCACAGUACGAGCGACAAGAUGCACUUUCCGCGGGCCAGCCUGCAGCCCAUCACCACACUGGGGAAAAGCGAGUUUGGAGAGGUGUUCCUGGCGAAGGCACAGGGCUUGGAGGAGGGGGUGGCAGAGACCCUGGUGCUAGUGAAGAGCCUGCAGAGCCGGGACGAGCAGCAGCAGCUGGACUUCCGGAGGGAGUUCGAGAUGUUUGGGAAGCUGAACCACGCCAACGUCGUGCGGCUCCUGGGGCUGUGUCGCGAGGCCGAGCCCCACUACAUGGUGCUGGAGUAUGUGGACCUGGGAGACCUCAAACAGUUUCUGAGGAUUUCCAAGAGCAAGGAUGAAAAAUUGAAGUCACAGCCCCUCAGCACUAAGCAGAAGGUGGCCCUGUGCACCCAGGUGGCCCUGGGCAUGGAGCACCUGUCCAACAACCGCUUUGUGCACAAGGACCUGGCCGCUCGGAACUGCCUGGUCAGCGCCCAGAGACAGGUGAAGGUGUCGGCCCUGGGGCUCAGCAAGGACGUGUACAACAGUGAGUACUACCACUUCCGCCAGGCUUGGGUGCCUCUGCGCUGGCUGUCCCCCGAGGCCAUCCUGGAGGGUGACUUCUCCACCAAGUCUGAUGUCUGGGCCUUUGGUGUGCUGAUGUGGGAAGUGUUCACCCAUGGAGAGAUGCCCCAUGGUGGGCAGGCCGACGACGAGGUGCUAGCAGACUUGCAGGCUGGGAAGACCAGACUCCCACAGCCUGAGGGCUGCCCUUCCAAGCUCUACCGGCUGAUGCAGCGCUGCUGGGCCCUCAGCCCCAAGGACAGGCCCUCCUUCAGCGAGAUUGCCAACACCCUGGGAGACAGCCCCGCAGACAGCAAGCCAUGAGGAGGGAGCCCAGGCAGGCUGUGCCUCAGGCUGGCGUGGGCACGGGAGGACCCCCUGACAGGUGCCUGCAGCAUGAUGGGCAAGAUCCCUGUCCUCCUCGGCCCUCCGGGCCCCACCCUGGCACCACAGGCACUGCUGAGGUUUGGGCUGGGCCUGCGAUUUCCUCCUCUCUCUUACCCUCAGCCCUUGGGGGGGUUGACUCGGACCCAGACUGGUGACUAGGACCUUGGACUGGGCAGCUUUUUCUGCCACCCCUUCCCCCAUCAGGGAUAGCGUGGGUGCCUCAGGUAACACCAAUUUCUGGCCUGGGUCUCCGCCCCUUGGCCAGGUGCAGUUCUGCCACUCACCUGCUAACUUUGCCCAGGGCAGGCGAGGCUGCAGAUGAGCCGGGUUGGAGGGCCGUUCCUUAAUAUACUCAAAUUCCUGGGUAGUUCGGGCCCUCGGGGCCCACCUCGGGGUCUGCACCAGAAUCGCGGAGGACACAGCCAGUGCGUCCUCCCCACAUGGACUUGUGCACGCCGACCUGACCUGUGUCUCCUCCCCACCCUUCUCUCCUUUCCUCAUCCUAAGUGCCUGGCAGAUGAAGGAGUUUCAGGAGCUUUUGACAUUAUAUAACCCGCCCUUUUUGUAUGCACCACGGGCGGCUUUUGUAUGUACCGUACUCGCAGCGUAGGGUGGGUGGGCAUGGGAGGGUGGGGUGCG
Messenger RNA from Myotis daubentonii (Daubenton's bat), 4104 nucleotides. RefSeq names its product protein tyrosine kinase 7 (inactive) (gene PTK7). Gene Ontology annotation, molecular function: axon guidance receptor activity; ATP binding; protein tyrosine kinase activity. NCBI's taxonomy places the organism in Eukaryota, Metazoa, Chordata, Mammalia, Chiroptera, Vespertilionidae. Gene Ontology annotation, cellular component: neuronal cell body; axon; plasma membrane. Gene Ontology annotation, biological process: homophilic cell-cell adhesion; synapse organization; protein phosphorylation. The record is from RefSeq and is a predicted model, not a curated record.